AUGUUUAUAAAACAAAGAACUAUUUCCCUCACGCUCCUUGCUUCCCUAUUCGCCCUCGCUUCUGUCGAGGCUCACGACUUCCAACCCCUCCAAAGGGACCACAAGCGCUUGAUCAAGAAGCGCACUCCCUUGGACUUGCUCGGCGGACUGGCAAAUGUGGUCCCUGACCCAUCUGCCUCCGCCAACCCGGGUUCAAGCUUGCCAGUCUCCCUCUCCUCGGUACUGCCCUCCGGCUCAUCCGUAAGCGUCUUGCCCUCAGGCAGUGGUCUGAGCAAUUCAGUGAGCCCUAGCGGCUCAGCUUCGUCACUGCCCGUUAGCUCACUCAGUCCAUCCUCUUCUAUCCCCGUCGCCACGAGCAAAACUACCCCUCCACCAGACCCGACCAAGGAACCUGCGGAGAACAGCGUUCCCGUGUCUCGCUCGACAGUUACCAAGACAGCUUCGUCUCUGGUAGCUGCUGUUGCAACGAGCCCACCCACGCAACAGCAAGAGGCUGCUAUACAGAAAAAGAGCACAAUCACCACCAUCCUCAUCGUCAUUGCGGCCUCGGUUGGUGGAGUUGCUAUUCUCUGGACUAUCUUCCGCAAGUGGAAGCUCGGUGCCUCGAAGAAGUUCGAUGCCAGAAUGGAUCCCAUCAAUUGGCAACCUACCAACGACGAUGACAUUGUUCCUGCUCACCGUCUUGCCCGUACCAACUCGCAGGCGUCAUCCAACCAGCCUUCUGCCUAUGGCCACGGCGCUGGAGGCUACCGUGAUCCUGCUCUUGAUCAUGAUUUCACAUCGGUUCCUCCUUCUCAUCUCGCGCCAGUUGGUGGCUAUGCCGAUUUGACCCGUGGACCGAGCCCCCAGCCUCAAAUGCAGGAAAACCUCAACCGUGGCCCAAGCAUCAAUCGUUCUUAUGGCGCUGCUUAUGAUACCGGAGUGCCCCUUCACCAUCAAGCCGGCUAUGGACGUGCGGAAGCGUACGACUACAACGGCGACGCCGUUAGAUUCUAG
This is a messenger RNA of Mycena indigotica, 996 nucleotides long. RefSeq lists its product as uncharacterized. Bases 1 to 996 code for a protein of 331 amino acids. The transcript is spliced from 2 exons. The record is from RefSeq and is a predicted model, not a curated record. Lineage: Eukaryota; Fungi; Basidiomycota; Agaricomycetes; Agaricales; Mycenaceae.